AGCGGACGUCCCUCUGUAGCGCGUCAGACACUAGCUCAGGACGCAGGACAGGACCUCUGAUCCACCGACACACACAAGACCUCUGUCGAUCUCUGCUUUAUACUCAUCAUUACAACAUUCCCGGUGAAGAACCCCAGUGGAGAUGGAACUGGAGGAUUGUGGCGGGUUACUGCAGGCGAUCCGGGCGGAGCGCUUUUACGCACUGGAUGGUUGCCCCGACGCGUUGAGGCUGGAGGUGAUAUAAGAAAACUACGCAGAGAGACGCGCAUAGACACGCAAGGUUAAGACGUCUCCAGUGUUUGGUUUGUGCAAACUAAUCAGCAUGCGGUACCGAGGGGCAGUUCUGGCGGCUGGUUUCGCCGGGCUGUUCAGCUUCACCGUGCUCGCCGUGGCCAUCGGGACGGACUACUGGUACAUCAUCGACGUGCACAUCCCCAACUACUCCGGCACGGAUGACCUCAGCUCCCACUCCGGGCUAUGGACGACGCAUGAAGGGCAGAACAGCAGCUCGCUGAUGCCUUCCUUCAACGACGACACCUCCAGUCUGUCGGAGGUGGAGAAGCACCUCUUCAGGCUGCACAAGGUGGUGGUGGUGCUGCUGCCCCUGAGCCUGGUGCUGCUGGUGGGGGGGUGGAUCCUGGGGCUGGUCAGCGCCCUGGCCCGUAGCGGGCGGCUGCUCGCCGCCGCCGCCGCCUACUUCCUCCUCUGCAGCCUGUUCACCCUGGCCGGUCUCUGCGUCUACGUCAGCUACUCCCAGUGCGCCAUGGAGGAGUUCCAGCGGCUUGUGAGCCCAGAGGACCUGGCCAACGUGGGGGUGUCCUACGGCUGGUCCUGUGCCCUGGCCUGGCUCUCCCUGGGCCUGGAGCUGAGCUGUGGCCUGCUGCUGCUGCUGGCCGCCCGACUGGUCCGCCGCAAGCAACGCGACUCAGGCGUGGCCAUCGCAAUGACCUGAGGGCCCAGGACCCCUGAGCUCUGGAGGUCUGAACCUCUGGAGGUCUGACCUCUGGAGGUCUGGACUUCCGGAGGUCUGAACCUCUGGAGGUCUGAACCUCUGGAGGUCUGACCUCUGGAGGUCUGAACCUCUGGAGGUCUGAACCUCUGGAGGUCUGAACCUCCGGAGGUCUGAACCUCCGGAGGUCUGAACCUCCGGAGGUCUGAACCUCUGGAGGUCUGACCUCUGGAGGUCUGAAGGUCUGGAGGUCUGGAGGUCUGGAGGUCUGGAGGUCUGGAGGUCUGACCUCUGAACCUCUGGAAGUCUGAAAGUCUGGAGGUCUCAGGAUGUUGAUACUGAGAUACAAACGGGGGCUGGGCUGAAUCAUUUAGACUUUAAUUAUGAUUAUUAAGAAUUAUCAUUGAAGCACACCUUAUUUAACCGGCGUGCUUGAUUAAUAUGAUGAAGAGUUUUUAUUGUUCAUAUUAUUUGUUUAUAUCUUUGGUAUCAGUAGGCUUUGUUGCAUAACACUCACAACAAAUGAGACUUCAUUUUCCCAUUAGCUGUAAACAUUAGAUCAUGUGCCAACGUGUCGGUCGGGGUUGGAGAGAAUAACGUUAACGCGGUCUAAACCGCCAGUCUGGAUCAGGUCUAGAUCAGGUUCUGGAUCAGGUUCUGGAUCAGGUCUAGAUCAGGUUCUAGAUCAGGUCUAGAUCAGGUCUAGAUCAGGUUCUAGAUCAGGUCUAGAUCAGGUCUAGAUCAGGUUCUAGAUCAGGUCUAGAUCAGGUUCUAGAUCAGGUCCGGAUCAGGUCCCUAUCAGGUUCUAGAUCAGGUCUGGAUCAGGUCUAGAUCAGGUCUGGAUCAGGUCCGGAUCAGGUCUAGAACAGGUGCUGGAUCAGGGUCUAGAUCAGGUUCUGGAUCAGGUUCUAGAUCAGGUCUGGAUCAGGUCUAGAUCAGGUUCUAGAUCAGGUCUAGAUCAGGUCUAGAUCAGGUUCUAGAUCAGGUCCGGAUCAGGUCCCUAUCAGGUUCUGGAUCAGGUCUAGAUCAGGUCUGGAUCAGGUCCGGAUCAGGUCUAGAACAGGUUCUGGAUCAGGGUCUAGAUCAGGUUCUGGAUCAGGGUCUAGAUCAGGUUCUGGAUCAGGUUCUAGAUCAGGUCUAGAUCAGGGUCCAGCUCCAUAGCUCCAGUCCCAGAGAUAAGCGUGUGUCGACCAGUAAGCGAAUUACCGAUACCAAAACCAGCGCUGUGCGAGUGAGCACAGCAUCGCGAGGAGAGGUGAGGGGCCGCACCGACACUAAUGCUUCUGAAGAUGUUGUUAUGAAAUGUAUGGUCUGUGUGUGCUUUAUAUGUAUAUCUACCAGGUCUAUGCAUUAGCGCUUGGCUGUUUCUUCUUCUUCUAUAUUUUGGUCUUUCGGCACAAAAUAAAUGAAAACAAUAUAAAAUUAAUAUUUAAUGAA
Gadus macrocephalus (Pacific cod) is the source of this 2386-nucleotide messenger RNA. Its product is annotated as transmembrane protein 235-like. Gene Ontology annotation, cellular component: apical plasma membrane. Lineage: Eukaryota; Metazoa; Chordata; Actinopteri; Gadiformes; Gadidae. The record is from RefSeq and is a predicted model, not a curated record. Bases 323 to 952 code for a protein of 209 amino acids. The transcript is spliced from 5 exons.